CAGAGGGGCUCCGUAGGAUUGGAUUUAUUACUGUUAUUAUUUAUUUAUUUAACCUCAUUUAGGACCUGGCUAGUUUGUCCAUUUUAAAAAUACAAUGUGGCCCUCGAGCACGAAAGUUUGUCCACUUUUAUAAAUUCUGCCUAUAAGCAGUAGUUGCAAUUUGCAAUGUAGUGCAUCAUUAAUGCUGUAUUUUGCCCUUCAGCCUUGGUUUAUGGAUACACAAAUAUGUAUUUUAAAAAAAGCUCUCUGUGUGAUACAAAGCAGUCAUACACCUCUGCACACAACCAGAAUAACAUAUUGUUGGAUUUUAAUACGUACUUGAGUACCUCUGACACAAAGUCGCACUUGGGGAAACUAUGACGCAGCGGAAGUCGUCAAAUGACGUAGCUGGUUUUCGGCUUUUCGAGCGGGACGGUGGUGUUGUGAAACUCCUUAAAAGUUUUCAAACUACGAGAUACUUUAUUGUACUUGCUCAGUUUAUCGAAUAUGGCCUUCCAACCGGAAGCAGACCUCCCACCUAUGCUGACCAGUUUGAACUUUGCUCCUUGUGCAUCCGGAAAUUCUUUUCUUAUAAGCUUCAAUGUCCAGUUUGCAAUGCACAAGCCACAGAACAAGAUCUGCAAAACAACCGUUUACUGGAUGAGUUGGUGAUAAACUUUCAAGCUGCAAGACAGCAAUUGUCAAAAACAUAUUUUGACUCUCCACCAAUAUCCCCAAAGAACCCAGCAUCAGUCAAAUUUAAAGCACCCAUAGAAAAAGGCCAGAAGUGCAACAGCUCUGUUGUGAGUCACUUUUUCCAGAAAAGGCCCAGAAAAUCUGGCAAAGCGGACCAGACUGGAUGUACACGCUAUGCAAGUGACACUGACCCACACUUGACCACUGUAAAGGAAGAGCCUAUGGAUGUGGGGGAAGCAUCGAUGCAGGACGUGGUGUCAGUGAAGCCAGUAGACACAGAAUUACACAGAAUGAGCACCGAGGAAGAGAUGCCACAUUCUUCUUCAUCCCCGCCAAAAGACGUGAAGCCUGUAAUCAAAGUGGAGUGCCCCGUGUGCUCUAUACGUGUAUCUCAGCCCUUCAUCAACAAACAUCUGGACAUGUGUCUCAUAAGCGGAGAGAAGAAGGAAAGCUUAAGGAGCUCCCUUGGCAAGGCAAGGCGCCCAAUGGGGAAGCUUGUAUACAACCUGCUUUCCCAGACACAGCUGAAGAGGAGGCUCAAGGAAUGCCACCUUUCAGUGAAAGGCAACCGAGAUCAGCUGAUCAAAAGGCACAAGGAGUUUGUGCAUAUGUAUAAUGCACAGUGUGACUCUCUCAACCCCAAAUCAGCUGAAGAAAUUGUUAAAGAGGUGGAAGCCAAUGAGAAGAUCAAAAAUCAGCUACAGGACAAAGCUAAACCUGUUAUGGUUUUCUCAAAGAAUCACUCUGAGAAGGAGAUUGAUGAUGUUCACUCAACGUACAGAAAGCAGCACAGCAGCGACUUCUCUCGACUGGUUGCCCAGGUUCGUGGUCGCCUAGAUACAACCAGGAAGACUCUGAUAAAAGAUGAUGCGGCAGCGGCUGGAGGCGAGGAUGUAGAACAAACACCUUCGGCAGUUCAAUUUCCGACAUCUUUGCGCCAGAACCUUUGCAAACUGAUUUCAUUGAGGACAAUGGGCUGUGCGGUUGAUUGGCUCCGUGUGGACCUGAAGAGCACUUUCUGGACCAAUGGCGUACAGGGGGAGGGCUUGGUGGCCCCGGGCAUCCAACUUAGGUGCCACAGAGAGGACUUCUGUCAAAAAGCGGUCGUCUUGCUCCCAGAAAUCCAUCGCUGCUUCAUCGACUGCUUUGGGGAAACGGCACCGUAAAACAUGAAAAGGGAUUUAUUGAAGAUGGAGGACUAAAGUCUGCCCACAUUCAAGACAAAACUUGAUGGAAUUGGAAGAAUUAUCAAGAACUUUUUUGUAUGUGAUGUCUUUUUUUAACUUCAUGUGAUUUGUGUUUAAAUGUUCGGCAUUUAAACACUUUGUUACUUUGCAAUCCACUGUGUGUCUCUCUCCGUUUUAUUAACAACACCAAUUCCACUGAAGUUGGGACGUUGUGUAAAACAAAUAAAAACAGAACACAAUGAUUUGCAAAACCUUUUCCACCUAUUUUCAAUUACUACAAAGACAUUUGAUUUUCAAAGUGAGACUUCGUUCAAAAUGAGAAUAUUUGCAAAAAAGAGCAAUGUUCAUCAAUUUGAAUAUUACAUAUCUUGUCUUUGUAGUGUAUUCGUUGAAUAUAGGUUGAUUUGCAAAUCAUUGUAUUCUGUUUUAUUUUUUUAAAGUUUUCUUUUUUCUUUUUUUUUUUUUACACACCAUCCCAACUUCAUUGGAUUUGGGGUUUGUACAUUGUGUAUGCUGCUCAUUGUUUUUACAUUAAAUUGGUUUCAAAAUUCCAA
Phyllopteryx taeniolatus (common seadragon) is the source of this 2416-nucleotide messenger RNA. It is a transcript of the gene rad18, whose product is annotated as RAD18 E3 ubiquitin protein ligase. Gene Ontology annotation, cellular component: nucleus; Rad6-Rad18 complex. Gene Ontology annotation, biological process: DNA damage tolerance; protein monoubiquitination. Gene Ontology annotation, molecular function: ubiquitin protein ligase activity; single-stranded DNA binding. The record is from RefSeq and is a predicted model, not a curated record. Lineage: Eukaryota; Metazoa; Chordata; Actinopteri; Syngnathiformes; Syngnathidae. The transcript has 12 exons. Bases 357 to 1841 code for a protein of 494 amino acids.